Penicillium egyptiacum is the source of this 2385-nucleotide messenger RNA. NCBI's taxonomy places the organism in Eukaryota, Fungi, Ascomycota, Eurotiomycetes, Eurotiales, Aspergillaceae. The record is from the annotation of a GenBank genome assembly.
AUGCGUCUUUUGCCAACGCUCGCCACCGCGCUCCUGCUCACAGUCAAUGUGACAGGAAGUCCGGCUGCUGCUUCGGCCCCGGCGGAAUCCGCCACCCCCGUCGCGAAUGUUGUAGAUCAGCCCGCCCCGACAACAUCAGCUGCUCAAGCAAACAAUGUCAACCAGGCCAAUGUCGUGGCUGAGACAACGCCUCCUGCAGACACCGUCCAAGCCGCCAACACGGCUACUACUGCUGCGGCGGCGCCUGCGAAGGAAGAAGGGACUACCCCUGCUGCAGAGAACGCCGACCCGACCAAGGCUAACCCCGUGGAAUCCGUGGUCGGUGGUAUUCUUGAUCCCAGUCCUAAAGAAUCAGCCGACUCACCCGAAGCAACCGGCCCCACUGGAACUCCUGCUAAGUCGGCUGCUGGGACUAGUUCCUCCCCCGCCGAGACUACCCCUGCUGCCUCUGCUACAGGCACCUCAGGCACCUCAGGCACCAAGUCUACCAGCUCCGAUAGCAGCUCUGAUGACUCCAAGUCUUCUGAUAUCCUGCCAGAUAUAAAAGAGGCCUUCUCGAGUUUGCUCGGCGGGGGUGGUGGCGGCCUUGGGGACCUUCUGCAUGGUCUUGAAAGCCUGCUUAACCCCGCCUUCUUGGGUAACUUUGCCGACACCUUCGAAUACCUCUCUACCAGUCUCGCACCCCCGGUCGACAACCAGAUCCGAUCCUUGGUGGGCAAUGCCAAUGACCUCCUGACUUCGGACUUCAUCAAGAAGACUGGCAAUCUCAUUGACAACGCCAACACCCUCUUGACUGAGGAGAACACCAAGGAGAUUGGAACGCUUCUCAAGGUGGCCAAUAAGUUGUUGUCUGGUCCGUUUAUCGACAAGGUGGACAGCCUCAUCGACAACGCCAACAACCUCCUCACCGCCGACUUCGUCAAGAAGACCGGUAACCUCAUUGACAAGGCCAGCCCUCUCAUCGACAAGGCUGGCCCUCUCAUUGACGACGCUAGCGGCCUACUUACUGAGAAGAACGUCCACGCGAUUGAGGGACUCCUGACAAACGCCAACACGCUGCUCACUCCCGAAUUUGUUAAGGAGACCAACAACCUCAUCGGCAAGGCCAGCCCUCUUAUCGACGACGCCAGUGGUCUCCUCACCGACGGCAACGUCAAGGCGAUCGAGUCACUCUUGUCCAAUGCCAACAAGCUGCUCACACCCGGCUUUAUCGACACUACCGGCAAGCUCAUCAAGCAGGCCGGUCCCCUUAUCAACCAGGCUAGCGGUCUUCUCACCGAGGGCAAUGUUAAGGAGAUCGAGACUCUACUCGGCAAUGCUAAUAGCCUGCUGACUACCAGCUUCGUGAACCAGACCACUAGCCUGAUCGAUGAAGCUAGUGAGCUCUUGUCUUCGGAUACCGUUGACAGCCUGAAGUCUCUCCUCACUCAGCUCGCUCCUAUCAUUCCGGAGCUGAAGGGCCUGCUCAAGCCAGCCACUAUCAAGGCGAUCGAGAACGUGCUUGGCAAUGCUAACAAGCUGCUCACGGACUCCUUCGUCAAGGAUACCAACACCCUGAUCACUGAGGCUGUUGGCCUUCUCACUCCCGACCUGGUCAAGGCUCUGAAGUCGCUUCUCAGCGACCUUACUCCAUUGAUUCCCGAAUUGAAAUCGCUCUUGACCAAGGAAAUGAUCAAUUCGAUCGAGACCCUUCUGAACAACGCCGGAGACCUGCUCACGGAAGACUUCGUCAAGGACACCAAGGGCCUGGUCAACGAGGCCGGCGACCUCCUCACUCCGGAGGUGGCCGAUGGACUGAAGUCGAUCCUGAAGGAUGUCAUUCCUCUACUGCCAGAGCUGAAGUUGCUUCUGAACAAGAGCACCAUUUCUGCCAUUGGUUCUCUCUUGUCCAACGCCAACACCCUAUUGACGCCGAAGUUCGUCAACGAGACCAUUGGUCUUGUGGACAGCGCGGACGACCUCCUGACCCCACCCAUCGUAACUGGACUGAAGGACCUCCUCGGCGACGUUAUUCCCCUGAUCCCCGAUCUCAGGAAGUCUCUGCUGAACACAACCAUCAUCACCGACUUGGGAUACAUCGUGACCAACGCUACCAAUUUGCUCACGCCCGCCUUCGUCGACGAUACCUCAGACCUUGUCGAGAACGCCGAUGGCCUCCUGACACCGGAUGUCGCCCGCACACUCAAGGAUAUUCUUGGAUACGUGCCCGACUUGUUGCCCGAGGUGAAGAAGCUGCUCAAGCCUUCGGUUAUUUCGGAUGUUGGAGCGCUGUUGGAGAACGCUCAUGAUCUCCUCACUCCUAAGUUCGUCAAUGAGACAACACUCCUGAUCGAUGAUGUUACAAGCUUCUUGCCUUUGAUCCAGGAAUUGCUCAAGGCGCUGUGA